Messenger RNA from Durusdinium trenchii, 1892 nucleotides. The record is from the annotation of a GenBank genome assembly. NCBI's taxonomy places the organism in Eukaryota, Dinophyceae, Suessiales, Symbiodiniaceae.
GGGCUUCAGAACCUUUGCACGGAGCUUGAAAUCCCGUGGCUCGGGAUUUCUGCUGCAGUAGGCUGUAGGCUCGGUUAGGCUGAGAGACUACGAAGCAGAACGCACUCCAUGGACCUCUCAUCCAGGCCUGCGGAAUGUCAGGAAAAGCUUUCAGAGCUUCAAAAGCGAUUUGACUUUUCCGAAGCAGAGCUGGUGUGCUUCGAGCUAAAUAGCGGCACUUUGAGCUUGGCUAAGAUGGCUGCGUUCGAGAGUUUCUUGCAAGUCCAAAGGGAUAAGCGGGUGCCAAAGAAGCCGUUUCUCCGGACAGAUCGACCAUUGGCUCGGCCGCUGACAGCAGGGCCUCCGUUCGCAGGCGACCACAAACGGCCACCAUCGCAGGUGACAACGCCUAUCAAUAAGCGCACACGGGAGGCGGCGUACGCAGAUGAUGCAGGAACACCUGCUCCCCUACCAAUGCCGAGCCAUCAGAUUUCGGUGAAGAGUAGCAUCAACACUGGGAACUUGGAGAAGACUUCACUGUCCCAGAGGUCCGAGGUGAAGCUUUUGGGCCCCUGUUUUUGGGCAGGUGAAGAAGGCCAUGAUGCUUACACGUGGAUGGAUGAGGCCAUCUCCGAGCGCGCCGUCCGGCGGGACGAGCGUUUGCAGGAAUGGGAAGCGAUCGUGACAGCAACACUGCAACGACAAGCGGAAGAGGCCGUGGUGGGCACCGUUGGGGUGAGAAGCCAAGUGGAGACCAUCUUAUGCGGCCGCAUCAGCUGCGAGGGUCUGGAGGGGCGUCUCAAUGAGAACUCCAUGCUGCUUGAAGGUUCCACCCUGGCCGGAGGAGCGAAGGUGCAAUUGAAUGUCGCCAACUGCCAGCAAGUUGCUGCCUUCCCUGGGCAGAUUGUGGGCGUGAUCGGCCAGAGUGGCAUGGCAGGAAGCACGUUUCAUGCCAAAGAGUUCCUUCCAGGUUUACCUCAGGAAGCACAACCACUUGGUGAGCGAUCUUCUCUGCACGCGCUGGCUGUGUCGGGACCGUUCAGCAAGAAGGAUGUGCUGGACUUCUCAGCUUUAGAGAGCGUCCUCGCCGAAGUGGCCUCUGCCAGAGAGCGGCCUGAGGUGUUGAUCAUUUUCGGGCCACUGCUGGACUCGAACAACACCAAGGUUGCCGAGGGCGAAGUGUACCUCCAGAACACGGAGGAGCCGUGCACCUUUGAAGAGGUGUACGAAGAGCUCUUCGCGUUGCUUGGGCGCCACUUGCUGCCCUUGCGCCAAGCGAAACCGCCUACCGAGGUGUUGAUCGUUCCAGCACUUGACGAGGUGCUCUCUUUCCAUCCCUUGCCACAACCUCCGAUCGACGUAUCGAUGGGGCCAUUCCUCACUCGAAGGGAUUCCUUGGAGCAGUUGCAGCGCUUGGGAGUUCGCUUUCUUCCCAACCCUGCACACUUGGAGAUCAAUGGCAUCAAGGUGUGUCUCACUUCAGCAGACUUGCUGGGGCCCAUGCUGCCACAGCUGGUGUUGCGACCUCCAGGGAAGAAGAUUCAAGAGGCCUUGCGGCUACUGCUCCAGCAGCGGUGCUUGCUGCCCAUGGUGCCACGCGAACCGGCCCAGGUCUAUGAGUCCAGAGCCUCCGCACUGGACUUCCCCGCUGGCGCGCCCCAUCUCUGCAUUUUCCCAUCCAUUUCCGGACUCUCAGCGACCGUGGCAGAUGACACACUCUUUGUGAAUCCUGGAUUCCUUCACAAAAGUGCCAUGGCGGAAGUGUGGAUCGCACCAGGUUCAGCAUCCUUGGAUGAGCGAUUUCGCGUGGACAUGAAGAAACUUGAAAAGAAGGAGUCCUGAAAUGGGCGCCAUCCAAUCAUUGUCUUUGGCACCGACCUAGAAAUGACCGUCACAAAGUUUGGUCAAUGUGU